CGUGUCCGGGUCCGGCUCAACUCGUCUCUAGCUGGUGGUGUUUACUUUCAAACGGGUGGAAUAAAUCAGAUUUAGUUUUUCUAGUUUUGUUGUGAUUCUCCCGACAGUCGGACCCGACUAGCCACUCCUCCGUUAGCACACGGACGCUGCUGCCCAUGAGAGCUAACAGCUAGCUAGCUAGCGUUUUCAAAGAUGGCUCGGGACUUGCAAGGUUUUGCGCUAGAAAAAGCCGAACUGCUUUCCGGCCGUUUGAAGGAGCUCCUGUCUCUGGGACAAGAGUAUGUUCGGGAUCAGCUCGGGUUGGACUUGGGUCUGAAGCCCGACGUGUACCCGACGUGGGUCAUCCUGUCUACGGCCGCGGCGGGUCUGCUUCUGCUCCUCUGCCUGUCCUGGGCCGCAGUCUGUGGCGGGCGGCUUGUCGGGAAAAAGCGGGGAUCCCCGGUCACCCAGGGCAACGGCGAGCCCGGGAAGGCCAGCUCUGCUCUAACGGCCAAACCAGAAGAGCCGAAGAAGAAGAACAAGAAGAAAACGGCUGAGAAGAACACUCAAUCCAAUGGACAACCAGUGGCUCCAGCUCAAGACGCAGUUCAAGUGACUGAGGUUGUUUCCAAACGUGCCCCACAGAUCAAGACUGAGAAGGUGAAUGAGGUACAGGGGAAAAAGAACAAGAAGAAAACCAAGACGAAUGUGAAACCAGUCCAGCAUGUGUCUACGAAUGAUGGGAAGGAACCUGAUGAUGGUGCAUGGGAGACCAAAGUCAGUAACCGAGAGAAGAGGCAGCAGCGCAGGAAGGACAGGGGCUCUGAGGACUCUGGUAGCCCAAGAGGGGUGGAGGCGCCCAAGAGCAAUGUCGAGGCACCUGUGGCCACAGCACCUGCCAACACCAAGAAGAACAGAGGAAACCAUGAUUCCUUGCAGUCAAGAACCGCUGGAAAGAGGGAAACAGCUACCGGGGAAGUGUCCUCCAGCUGGAGAGAGGAGCCUUCAGUCAAUGGUGGAGGUUGGACUGAUACGUCUUUGAAGAUCCCACGUCCGAUGGCUGUUAUGGAGGGAACCAAGUGGAGUUCCAUCCCCACUGCUACACAUUACAGGGCCCCACCGAAGACUCAGUCCUGGGGACAAGAGACACAAGCAGCAUGGAGUGGCAUUGAUGGAAGGAUUAAGACUGACCUCAACCCCGUGACCUUCUCCAUGCUAGGACUGAACACCACAGACCCAAUAUCAAAUUCAGUGGAGCUGCAGUGGCCGAGGCGCCCUGAUGUUGAUGAUGAGUGGUCUGGAUUCAAUGGGAUGGCAGCAGUGGACCCCAGCUCUGACUGGAAUGCCCCAGAAGAGCACUGGGGAAACUACGAAGAGCCCCCUGUGUUGGUGACACCAGCGCCUCCAAUGAAGGAACAGCCUGUCCUCAACAAGGUAUCAGAGGAUGAGAAGGACAAUGACGAGCCUUCCGGUGGAGCAGACAAAUCCAAGAAGAAGAGGAAAAAGAAGAAGAAAACAGAAGAGGACGCUGCAUCUGAAGCUCAGAUGGUGAGCACAGGGCCCCUGGUUAAUGCAAAACCCAAACCACAAGAGCCUCCUGUCCAGGCCACCAGAAAGCAGCCUCCCAGCACAUCCUCCUCUCAGAAGAAGUCUGAGCAGACCGUGGAGCCUCCGAAGCCCUCCCAGAAGAAAAAGGUCCGAAGGGAAACAUAAAGUCACACAGGUUCAUCCAAGCAUAUGCAGAUGAUUGUAAAACUUGUCACAUGCAAUAAUUACCAGGUACAGAGUUUAUUUCUGAGAUACAUUAACAGUUCAUCAGUUACCGAAAAAAAAGAAUAAAAGCAGUGGAUAUCACCUGCUUGGCGAUAAUAUAGUGAUUAAAUUGUGGUCCUAUGGACUCAAAUCUUAACUAAUUUGCACUAUUUGCUCCACACUGCAACCAGAGUGGAGUCCCUAAGCAAGGUUGGAACGGCAGUGGAGGUACAUGUUCAUGUCAUUUUUUUUUUUUUUUUUUGCCUUCAAAAGUGUUUUCUUUUCCCGUCCACAAGUGUAUGUUUAUAAUUGUUAGCCCAAAAAUACAAAACAGGUUUAAUUUUUUGUAAUAUAAAAUCAAAAUUGAAAGCAGACAAGCAAACAUAUUUGUUCCCCAGAACAUUGCACUUUCUUUUUGUUUGCUGUGCUUCUGCCCCUCUUUUAAUAAAUGAAAUGUGUGGGGGCUGGUCUCAGAUCAGUAUACCUUCAGAUUAUCUUUUCUUUUUCAAGUCCAUCAGAACUCACAGGCCCAUAUGUACAUUGAGAGUUUUGCAGACCUGGUUUUGUGCAAAAAAAAAUGCAUUCUUAAGUUCUUCUGAAGCUGAUAUGAGGCUUUAGUUAGGAUCACCAAAUCAAUUUUACGAUGUAAUGGCCUUUAGGAGACAAGAUUUUGUCUUUAUGUUAUUUCUACUUCUCUGGCUGAGGUGUGAGGAAAACGCCCUGGCAGUCAAAUAGGUUUGCUGCCAUGACAAAACCUUGACAAUAAACCUACAUGUGACUGCUAGGACAAAUAGAUGUGGCUAUCCUCAGACUGCUGAAUUACUUUAGCUCAGAAAAAUGCAUUGUGUACCUCAAAUUGUCAUUUUAAGAAGAUAUCACAAUACAGAGCCAGUAAGGACAGGAUAAAUUAACUAUACUUCUUUCAACAAGCAAAUUACAUGAGUGUUGUGUUAAAAUAGGUAUGUCUGUCCUUUUAAAGUCAUAUCUCAAAACAGCUAUCCUUGCAGUACAAACACUCACUGCCUGUAGGCAGUGCAUUUAUCAAAGCUCCUUUACGAAUAAUGGCAGCUGUUUUCAUUCUUUUCUCAAAAAACAAGUAUUGGGCCAUAGAAACUUCACUCCAUAGCCAUCCCUGCAGCGUAAUCCACCUCUUCACUGUCCAUCUGUGUGUUUGUAUGUUCCAAAUAUUCAAACUUUUUGCAUAAUAUGGUUAAAUACACUACUGCCUGAGCUUCAGAGCAGUGGGGAGAGUCAUAGCAAGACAAUACAGCAGUGUAUUUAGCCAGAUUUUGUUGAAUCUCUGACAAUUUCGGAAUACACUGACAGCUGAAAGGUAACUUAUUCAUGGAUCUGAACAUAUAUUUUUUUCAAAGAAGACACUUUUUGGAAAUUUGGACAUUGUAAACUUAUUCUGGAUUCACACCGAGGACUGUAGAGCACAGUAACUGAUAUGAACCACCAGGAGGCGCUGUAAUGUGAAGUAAAGGAGUAGGGGGGUUAUCCCAUAAAGCAGUAGCACUAUUAAGUAUUGUCCCCCUACUUUUAUCAUUGUGAGUGUGUCUGUCUCUAUCUGACAAUAUCGUGUUGAUUCUUUUUAGAGACUUGAUGCUCCCUUCUGCACUGUUUUUUUUGGGGGGGUUUUUUAAUUCCUGUUUUGUGCUAGAAAAAGCCAUGCCAUAUGUAUAGAUUGUAAGGGCUUUUUCCAGUUCUGUGAUGCACUGUGCAAAAGGCUGUUUUGAGUUCCUUUCAAUGUCGAAGACUUGUUUUUUUACUACCUUUUUGCAGAAUGUGAAAUGUAUAAUUUUUGAGGGGCUUAAGGGGAUAUCCAGGAUUUAUGAAGGGGGAUUUUUUUAAAACUUCAACCAAUUGUAUGAUAUGGAGCAGCUUUAAUUCCACAAGUCGGUUUGAAACAAGACACACACACAGAAUUACAUAUAAAUAUAAAAGGAAUUUAAUUCCGUUGCCUUAACCUGAUGUUGUAUAGAAGUACAUUGGUAUCCUUUUUUUAUAGUUUCCAACCAAUUGCAAGUUUUGAUGUCAGAAAUUAAUUUCAUCUUGCAUGACUUUGAUGAUAGUACUUGUGUACAUGAAAUGAAACGAAUGAUCUCUUGCUUUAACUGUUAGUACUUGUUCCUGGAGAACUCAGUGUAUAUACUGUAACGUUAGCGGACGUUAACAGCAGUCUGCUUUGUUGGAAGUCAACAGAGCCUUGAUGCAUCAAAGUGUUGAUCAGCCGGUGGUGAUGCAUAGUUGUUAGAGCCGACAGAACAAAAUGAAACGUCACUGUGGCUUCAGGCACCCUUUUCUGUUUAAUUUCUACUGAUGAUUAAAAUGGAUUCAAUCAAUGUAUUUAUAUGCUUGUCUCUAGGACAUGGCUAUGUGAAUGAUUUUGUUUAUCGAGGAUACAAAUGAUAUUUCUAUGUUUGUUUGGUAAAAAUAAAUGAGAAUUGCUUGAUA
Messenger RNA from Anoplopoma fimbria (sablefish), 4188 nucleotides. It is a transcript of the gene mtdha, whose product is annotated as metadherin a. Bases 193 to 1692 code for a protein of 499 amino acids. The transcript has 12 exons. The record is from RefSeq and is a predicted model, not a curated record. Gene Ontology annotation, biological process: regulation of transcription by RNA polymerase II; positive regulation of angiogenesis; negative regulation of apoptotic process. Gene Ontology annotation, molecular function: transcription coregulator activity. Gene Ontology annotation, cellular component: nucleus. Lineage: Eukaryota; Metazoa; Chordata; Actinopteri; Perciformes; Anoplopomatidae.